AUGUUGGGUCUCAUCUUGGCUGGCCUCGCUUCGGCCUACAGCAUCUGGAGCUUCGUCUGCCUCGAGGCCAACGUGCGCAAGGCUCGCGCCCUCGGCCUGCCCGUCGCCCGUCUGCCCGUCGACGCCAACAACGUCUUCUGGAUCCUCCUCCAGCCUCACUUCUACAGCCUCCUCGACCGCCUCCCCAUCCGCUGGCUCUCCUACCCGUCCUUUGUGCGCUUCUCCCGCAGAGGAUGGUACUUUGCCGAGCGCGCCAAUGCCCACCUCGAGCUGGGCCCCAUCUGGGCCCUCGUGUCGCCCGUGAGCAUCAACAUCCAUGUGGCCGACCCUGAUGCCAUCCAGGACAUUGUCACCCGCCGCGGCGACUUCCAACGUCCCACUGCAGAGCUCAAGCUCUACGGACCGUGCAUAUCGACAGCCAAGUGGCCCGACUGGCCGCGCCACCGCAAGCCCAUGGCCACGCCCUUCAACGAGACCAUCAUGGCCUCCGUCUGGACCGAGUCUCGGCGCCAGACUCUCGGCAUGUUGGCGUCGUGGACAAAGUUCGCCGGUGCCGGCAUCCCCAGCUACCAGCGCGACACACGCACGCUCUCCCUCAACGUGCUCGCCGCCGUCGGCUUCGGCAAACCCUACGACUUCCGCGGCUCGACAGAACCUUCCGUUGACGAGAUUGGCGAGUACCGCGACUCCCUGCAGACCGUCCUCGACAACAUCAUCCUGCUGCUCAUCGUGCCUUUCCGCGUGCUCCAGAUGGUCCCGGGCAACUGGGCAAGGAUCGGCAAUGCGGGCGUCUCGUUCAGGAACCACAUGGUCAAGAUGCUCGAGAGCGAGACGGAGGCGCUACAGCAGGGGAGGAAAGGCUCCGGCGGCAUCAUGCCUGGCUUCGUCCGCGCCGUUGACCAGUAUCACCGCGAAUCUACCGCCGAUCCGGAUGCCAAGGGCGCAAAGAAGGGCCUCUCCGUGGACGAGAUCUUCGGCAACCUGUUCGUCAUCAACUUCGCAGGCCACGACACCACCGCCAACACCCUGGCAUUCGCCACGCUGCUGCUGGCGGCGCACCCGGACGUCCAGGCCUGGCUCGCCGCCGAGAUCGAGGCCGUGGCCGAGGGCAAGCCGAUGGAGGAAUGGGACUACAAGCAAAUGUUCCCCAAGCUCAACCGCUGCCGGGCCGUCUUCUACGAGACCUUGCGCCUGUUCCCCCCCGUGCCUGCCCUGCCCUCCAUCACCAGCGACCAUCCCCAGCAGGUAACCGUCGGGGAUAGGACCUACACCGUGCCCGUCGGCGUCAACUUCACCGCCAACCUGCGCGCCAUGCAGACGCACCCGGUGUACUGGUCCAACGCCGACCAGUGGGAACCGUCGCGGUGGAUCGUGAACCCGGCACCUACUCCGGAACAGGUGGCGCAGGAGACAUUCUUCGUCCCCGGCAAGAACAUCUUCUUCCCCUGGGGCGAGGGCCCCCAGAUCUGCCCCGGGCGAAGGCUGUCCGAGGUGGAGGCCGUCGCCGUGCUCGCGUGCCUGUUCAGGGCGCACCGGCUGCGGAUCAAGAAGGACAGCGACGGGGAGAGCGAUGAGGCGACGUACGAGCGGUUUGACAAGUGUGUGAAUGAUGUGGACCUGGUGAUGCUGGUUAGACUGAAGAACGCGGACCAGGUCACCCUGAUUUGCGAAGAGGCGUGA
Messenger RNA from Clonostachys solani, 1680 nucleotides. NCBI's taxonomy places the organism in Eukaryota, Fungi, Ascomycota, Sordariomycetes, Hypocreales, Bionectriaceae. The record is from the annotation of a GenBank genome assembly.